AUGUAUCAAGGAGAGAUUAGAUUAUAUAGUUUAACAGAGUUCACACCAAAUGUGCCAAUUGAUAAAGACCUUUACGUGUUUGACCUCGAGACCAAGAGUUGGUCCAUUGCUCCAGCCACGGGAGACAUUCCACACCUCUCUUGCUUAGGCGCCCGAAUGGUGUCAGUUGGAUCAAGCCUCUAUGUCUUUGGAGGCCGAGACGCUUCCCGUAACUACAACGGUUUCUACUCUUUUGACACGAACACGAAUGAGUGGAAACUGCUAACUCCCGUGGAAGAAGGACCCGCUCCUCGUAGCUUCCACUCUAUGGCAGCCGAUGAGACCAAUGUUUAUGUUUUCGGUGGAGUGGGUGCUACGGAGCGGCUCAAGACCCUGGACGCUUACAACAUCGCUGAUCAGAAGUGGGUACAGUGUGCGACUCCAGGAGAAUCGGUUAGCAUAAGAGGAGGAGCCGGGCUCCAAGUAGUGCAAGGGAAGGUUUGGGUUGUUUAUGGGUUCAACGGAUGUGAAAUAGAUGAUGUUCACUACUACGACCCGGUUGAAGACACGUGGACACAAGUGGAAACAUUUGGUGAGAAGCCUUCCGCGAGGAGCGUUUUUGCUAGUGCGGUUGUUGGGAAACACAUUGUGUUGUUCGGAGGUGAGAUAGCGAUGGAUCCACAAGCUCACGUGGGUCCGGGACAGUUGAUCGAUGGGACUUUUGCGUUGGAUACAGAGACGCUGAAAUGGGAGAGGUUGGAUAAGUUCGGUGGAGAGGAGGAGACAGGACUAUCAAUACAUGUUGGGAUCCCGAUCCUAGGAAAUGUAGAUGUUUCGCUCGGAAACGUUCUAAAUGAAGAAGAGAAGGAGACUCCGGAUGUUAGAGGAUGGUCAGCUUCCACGAGUGGGAUAAUUGAUGGUAAGAAAGGGCUGCUGAUGCAUGGUGGUAAAGCUGUCACCAAUGACCGUUUUGAUGAUCUCUUCUUUUACGAGUUUGACUCUGCUUAAACGCUUUGGUUUGAUCAUUACCGUUUGUGGCUGUUUGUGUUGUGUGUGUGAUUCAAUAAGGGAGGGACGUGAUACCAUAUGAUCCUUCAUCAUCCUUCUUUUUUUUUCUCUAUAUGUUUGCGUUGUGUGUGAUGCAGUAAGGAAGGGUCGUGUGAUAUACCAUACUAUCCUUCAUUAUCUUUUCUGUUUUGUUUAUGUAUGUUUCCUUUUUUUAAUGAAUUGGCUUGUUUUCCGUCACUUUUCUCCAUAAAAAUCACCUAAUUAAGAACAACGAUGGAUGUGUUGGAAACUUAGAAAGCACGUGUACAUUAUAGCGACAUCAAUCCUAAUCCUUUAUACCUACAGUUUUUCAAUAAGUCAUGAAGAGUGGUCUACACGGAUAG
Molecule: messenger RNA, 1370 nt
Organism: Brassica napus (rape)
Lineage: Eukaryota; Viridiplantae; Streptophyta; Magnoliopsida; Brassicales; Brassicaceae
Product: nitrile-specifier protein 1-like
Exons: 1
Coding region: 1-987 (328 amino acids)
Biological process (GO): nitrile biosynthetic process
Cellular component (GO): cytosol; nucleus
Molecular function (GO): enzyme regulator activity; protein binding
Source: RefSeq, a predicted model, not a curated record